Molecule: messenger RNA, 1218 nt
Organism: Cylindrotheca closterium
Lineage: Eukaryota; Bacillariophyta; Bacillariophyceae; Bacillariales; Bacillariaceae
Source: the annotation of a GenBank genome assembly
AUGUUGUCUGUACACAAUCAUGAUGACGAUGAUGAUAAUGAUAAUGAUACCAUCAGUGACCGCCAAAGUAAUCUGGAUCAACAGGUAAACAAACUUUUAAUCGACCAAGCGGCUCAGCUUAUUGAAGCUGCCGACAUUCUUCUCAUUGCCACUGGCGCUGGCUUUUCGGCAGAUUCCGGAUUGCCCACCUAUUCGGAUGUGGCGCAGAAUCCAAUUUACCAAGCCUUGGGCAUUGAUUAUGGUGAUUUGUGUCGGAUACAAUGUUUGAAGGAAAAUCCAAAACUAUUCUAUGGGUUUUGGGGUACCUGCUUCAACAUGUAUCAACGGCAAGUCCAACCGCAUUCUGGCUAUCAACUACUCAAAACAUGGUGCGACGAAAAGCAAGUCCGAUUGGACCAGCGACGAAAGAGGCAACAGCAGCAACAGCAACAGCAAGAGCAACAUACUAAUGGAGAUUCCAUUGACAAACCCAAGAGUGCCUACUAUCUAUAUACGAGUAAUGUGGAUGGGCAUUUCCGUCUCGCAGGGUUUUCAAACGAAUGGCUGCAUGAGGUUCAUGGUGCCAUUGAUACUUGGGUGCCCGCAAUCAUCCUUGACGACAAUGAUUCCAAUGAUUAUGAUGAUGCGUCUGAGAAUAAGCAACAGUAUCCAGUUCCUGAUUCCUAUUCCUUUCCCAUUGAUGCCGAAACGCUGCUUGGUCCUUCACCGGAGGCAUUGCGAGAGAGUAUCAUUCCACCAAAGGACAACAACGACGAUAUGUCAAUGUCGUCCUGCAGGUUGCGACCAAGAGUCCUCAUGUUUGACGAUGGUUUUCCAUCGCAUACCCAAAUGGGUCUAGAUACAAGUUGCGAACGGUAUCAAGCAUGGGAAAGUACCAUGGAGUCCGCCAUGGAGGCCAGCCAUUGCAAUACGACAAGCAGUGACGACGACAACGGUAUGAAACUUGUAAUUUUGGAAAUUGGGUGUGGAAUCCGAGUGCCCAGUGUCCGCAUCGAAUGUCAAGAUGUCCUUUGUGAUACUGCUGGAAGAUGUUAUCAAAGGAGUAGCAGUACCAGUGCGGAUGAUUCUCGUCCUAGUUGUUCUUUGAUUCGUAUUAAUCCCGAUCAUGAAUCCAUUGAGCAUGUUCCACCAAAUGCAACUGGCGUGAGCAUUCGAGGAAAAGCUUUGGAGACACUGCAAGCGAUUCAAGAAAGGAUAAAUAUACUCAAGAAGAAGUGA